Messenger RNA from Cyphellophora attinorum, 1086 nucleotides. RefSeq lists its product as uncharacterized. The coding region runs from base 1 to 1086 and encodes 361 amino acids. The transcript is spliced from 2 exons. NCBI's taxonomy places the organism in Eukaryota, Fungi, Ascomycota, Eurotiomycetes, Chaetothyriales, Cyphellophoraceae. The record is from RefSeq and is a predicted model, not a curated record. Gene Ontology annotation, molecular function: protein binding.
AUGGAGCAAAACACUUUCAAACGUACUCAUCGGCUCGGGCUUACUGGCGUCAACAAAGCGAAGUCAUUCGGCGGCUACACUCUCAUAUGCCCUCUGACCUCUUCAACCGCACACUUGGUUGACAUCGAUGGGAAAGAAGUGCACAGCUGGAAGUUACCUGGUCGCAUUGGCAGACAUGCCCGGAUCCUGCCAAACGGAAACCUGGCUGUCAACACUUUGCCUCCAAAUCACAAAGCUCCAUUCAUGUUCUUCAACAAGUACGGAGGCGGAGUGAUGUCAGAGCUUGAUCCUGCCGGGAAGGUUGUCAGGCAACAUAUAGAUCCUUUGGGUCACCAUGACCACCGAGAAGAUUCGGCCAAGGUCCAAGGCGGAGUGCCUGGCACAGAGGCCGAAGGGGGAAUCACCUAUGCCGAUACGAUCAAUGAGCUCGACGCUGAAGGAAAGCUCGUCUGGCAAUGGAAGGUGUCAGAGCGACUCCCUCGAGACGAGUUCCCAUUGCAACCACAUUAUACCCGAGAGCACUAUCCUUUGAUCAACUCUGUGUAUCCUCUCAAAGACGGCAACAUUCUGGCAUCGAUGCGAUCUGUAUCCAGUGUCAUCAUCAUUGAGAAGUCGACCGGCAACAUAAUCUGGCGACUCGGGCCUGACACACUCGCACAGCAACACUGCGCGAACGAGCUCGAGAACGGCAACAUACUCAUCUUUGACAAUGGUGCCUUCCGCACAGGGGAGUCAAUACAAUUCACACGUGCAAUCGAGGUCGACAGGAAGACUCGCGAGAUCGUAUGGCAGUAUCGGGACCGGGGUCAGAUGAUCCACUUCUUUACGCCUUUCAUGGGUAGCGCACAACGCUUGAGCAACGGCAACACUUUGCUGUGUGAAAGUGCUUUCGGUCGGGUGUUCGAGGUCACCAAAGAAGGCGAGGUUGUGUUCGAGUUCAUCAAUCCCUGCUUCUCCGAAUAUGAGGAUGAGGGCACCAAGAAGCUGUUUCCGGGCGAGAGUAAUGCGCUGUUCCGAGCGUACCGAUACUCGGCAGAAGAGAUUCCUUGGUUGUCAAGAGGUCGCUCCUGGUGGCCAUGGGGCUAG